UCCGCUAGUGCUGAUAUCUGCUCGCGAACGAUAAAGAAUUUCGGCUGUAGUGACCGAUCCGUAUACAGUCGCGAGUCAACGGAACCAGUACACGAGAGGAUAUACGUGACAGCGUCAACAGUGGCUUCGUGCAGGCAUAGAUUCAACCAAAGUAUUACGUUAAGUCGACAAGAAAAGUGCGUGUAUGUGAGUGAAUAGAGUGUCUUCAACCCUGAUCCCCGCGCCCUUACCAGUCAUUGACAGUAACCACCGUGAUUGAACGUUUUGCCGAUGACGUGCCGUAAACCGGCCCACAAGAAUACAAAGGUGUUGCAUGUUGCCUACUAGGACAAGAAACGAGGAUCUCUGCUGUGGCAUAUCAGCCGUCGAGGUGGGCUGCACCGACGAGACUGUGGACGUCCCUAGAUUGGCGAUGAAAAUAGAAACAUCCCAGGACAUGACGUAAAUACCAUGGACAAACGGUUAAGGGCAAACGGCACAAUGAAGAAAAAUCUCGCGCCGUAGUUUCGUCACCUGCGAUGUUAGUCACACAGACACCCUCCUAUUUGGACAAUCCGCCGAAUAUGAUGUCGGUACUCGAGGAGGAGACGAACGCUGAUAUCGACGACGCGUUCCCGCCACACGUCGACACCACGAACAUCGUGAUACAGCCUGAGUCGCCCACCAGCAAGAAGCAAACGCUAAAGACGUUCAGCGAGGUCAACGCGCUUCUCCAGGCCGGCCGAAAGAGGGAGGUUAAGCUGAUCGUAAGGGAGAACGCGUGGCCGUUGAACAACGGGAUCAGGGCGCAACUCUGGCCGGUGCUUUGCAGUCAACAUGCGCACGGCAAGAACAUGCUGGACGGAUUCUAUUGGGACAUGGUUAACCAAGUGUUCGGGACUACAGAGCUGCCGGAAAAAUCAAUCAUGUUACCGCCGUUUGUGGAUAGCACUCAUUGCCUGUCGUACAACCUGACAAGAAAAGGCAGGAGUGUGGCGGACAGGGUUGUGUCUGUGCUUGGAUACGCUUGUCCCGACAUCACCUUCAGUCCUUCUCUUUACCCCAUUACGGCGCUUCUUCUUCACUUCAUGCCGGAGGAGGAGUGUUAUCAUUGCAUGGCGAACCUGGUCGCCGCUAAGGACAAGAUGUUCGUUACGCAAACGAAACUUCUCUACGAAGUUACCUGGAAAACUGUAGAGCAAAUCACCAAAAAGCACGUGAAAUCGGCUGCGGUACAUUUAGCGAGGCAUUGUUCAGGAUCAAGAGCAGAAAGAAUUUAUAUGGAUUGGAUCUGGUGGAUUCUGCAGCUUCUUCCAUUCCAACAUCUAGUCAGGGUUAUGGACUGUUUUCUUCACGAAGGCAUCAAGGUCUUCUACAGAGUAGCAAUGGCUAUAGUUUUAUUAUUCUAUAAGCACUCGUCCUUGCAAAAUUCCGAAUGGAUGAAUGAAAUUUCCAAGAACGGUAUCGAUGCUGCUCUGUCGAAAUUUUGCAGGCAAAUACCAGUAACGCCGGCCAAAUUUUUGCGUACCGCGUUUGGGAUACGUGGACUCAGCUCAGCAUACAUAUCAAGGGUAUUUUUGCGCACAGAAAUGGCUCUGAAAAGUAGAAGCGUUUUAACGGGAUCCAGAUCGUUGGCUCGAUCACGGUCCACGGAUAAUCUACCUACGAGUCAGUCCCAAGUCAACAUUCAGAUGAUGUCGCAUACACUCACGAUACGAGAAAAAGAGUGUGAAGACAGAUACAAAGACAGGGGUGCACACAGUCCUGGACCCCGUGCUCUGUCAAUGGGCGUUUAUCCCAUACAAAGCAUAUGCUCCCAGAUUCUAGACAUGCCUGAUUUAUUCACAUUAUGGUCCUGGUUGCCGAUGAGGAUCACCAUGUACCAACCGAUACUACUAUAUACAACAGAAGAGCAUGGUUGUUCGUUGACAACGUUUUACGUUAGGGUAGAGCAACACGAGCCAACCCUGCUAAUGAUAAAGACGUGUAAUAACGAAGUUUUUGGUGCCUAUUGUUCUACGAGAUGGUGCGAGCGUAAUUUAAAGAACGAUAAAGGACAAAGACAAGCCUACUUUGGCACAGGUGAAACGUUUCUGUUCAGUUUGUAUCCUGAACGAGCAAAAUAUCCUUGGGUAGGCACGGAUUCUUCGCACACUGAAGCCAAGGUUCAUCAUUCAGCCGAGUUAUUCAUGGCGGCGGAUUCUAAGAUGAUAACGAUUGGUGGCGGAGAUGGUCAAGCUAUAUGGAUGGACGAAAACAUCAGAUACGGUAAGACAGAUCGGUGCUCUACAUUCAACAACCCGCCACUUUGCGCUAGCGGUGACUUUGAGAUUAGAGUACUAGAGGUAUACGGUUUCGCCGGUGCUUGGGAAUAACACGGAACUCGGUAUUACGACGUAUCGGUUUAUUUGA
Messenger RNA from Dufourea novaeangliae, 2391 nucleotides. RefSeq names its product TBC1 domain family member 24 (gene sky). Bases 519 to 2354 code for a protein of 611 amino acids. The transcript has 12 exons. Lineage: Eukaryota; Metazoa; Arthropoda; Insecta; Hymenoptera; Halictidae. The record is from RefSeq and is a predicted model, not a curated record.